AAACAUAUUGCAGUAAAGACGUGUGAUUGCCUUGCAUCGUAUUGUGUUAGAUGUUUUCUGUGGUUCGGUUGGUGUUUACUUAACAUUUGUCUAUGCAGGAGGGACUAGAAGCUCUUUAAACUGCUCACUAUGUGCCAUUCCAAUUUCCCCGUACAAAACAACACACCAAUGGCUGAAAGUAAAAACAAUACAACAAUGGCGGAAGGCAAGAACUCCCUCAGAAAAAAACUAUGGGAACCGUUAGUCGCAUUAUUCCGAAAGCACAAGAAAGGCAAGAAGAAACAAUCAAAAAACAGAAAGCAAGAGUCAGACGAAAUUCAAAAUAUAAAUGAGAUAACACAAAAUGAGAUGCACGAGGAAACGCCAUUCAACAAUCUCCUCAAGAAAUUGGAGAAACUCGAAAUCGAGAAGAAAGCACGGCUGAAUAACGAAGCAUCGGGUCUCAACGACCAAGACGGCGACUGCGAUUUGCAAAAUGAGAUUGAAAGAGAGAAAGGAGUGUUAGAAGAGUUUAUUGAAACAGACAAAAAGUCACGAAUAGAAUACACGCCGAGUCCCAACGAUUGUCAUGAAGAACUUUUAGAGAAUUUCAACCAACUUGUAGUCGAGAAGAAGGAAGAUGAAGAAUUGAAGAAGUUUUCAACUAAAAUUGUGUGUGAAGACAGGGUUUUGAGGAUCGAUUCUCAGUCGUCCGAAGAUUGUGGAUUCGUUGUUAACUCAGCCCAAGAUUCUGAUGGAAAUGAAGAUGGGGAUAAAGAAGAGGAAUAUGAAAAAGAAGAUGGUGAUGUUAAGACUAUGAAGAAGAAAGUCCACAGGGCUUACCUCAGAAGGGGUCCUCUAAGGAACGACAAAUCUAAAUCCACCACCGCUUCUAUUCAUCCAUAUAAGAUUUCGGACCCACAGAUGCACUAUGGCAGGCAAGUGAUCGUGAAAACAGACUUCGCCAAAACUGACCUGCCUGUGUUAACUUACGAGGAUGUAAAAAAUCUAAGUGGUGAUGAAGAGUACCGACUCAGCCAAACAAAUCAACCCAGCCUAACGUAUCAAUCCACCCAAACACAUCAAAUGGAAUCCCCCCACGAAACCAUAGACAACUCACCAGGGGGCCCCAAUUUGUCGUUGGACGUCGUUCUCAAACAGCAUAUUGCGGAAUCCUUUGGAUAUUCACUAAAUCACCCACGCGAAGCAUCACCAAUUUCCCAACAAUUUGGAGAAAAUUCAAUAAAAAUUUUAGCGCCCAAUGAGGAAAUCACCUUAACUGAGAACUCAGUGCUGUCUUCACAAUCGCCCCAGCAAUUUGGGGAGAGUACCCCACCCGGAAUGUAUCAAUUCACCCAAACACAUCAACUCUCCCAAACGCAUCAAGUCGCCCAAACAAAUCAACUUACACAAACACAUCAACCCAGUGAACCCGCAAAUCUCCCAGAUCAGUACAUGUGUAACUUGGAGUUACACACACCUACACAACCCAACUCUGUCACUGUCAACUGUAUGUAUUUUCCCGAAAAUCUCCUAGAUCUGGACAUGAAUAAAGAAUUUAAUGACGUAAGCGAAAACGUUGGCUUGGAGUUGGAGCGUUACACACCAACACCACCCAGCUCUGUCAACAGCAGUUUUAUGUAUUCCCCCCAAAAUUCAAGCAUGGAACGGGGGGGUUCCAUGCUUGAAUUUUUGGGGAACGAAACCAUAGACAACUCACCAGGGGGCCCCAAUUUGUCUUCGAUCGACCAAAUUGGUCUCGAAUCGUAUAUGGAAAUCUUUAAAAAUUCACCAAUUCACCGACGCGAAGUAUUUGAAGACUUAAGCGGAAACUUUAACUUGGAGUUGGAAAAAUUAAAAUCUGCUACCGCUUCUAUUCAUCCAUAUGAGAUUUCGGACCCACAGAUGCACUAUGGCAGGCAAGUGAUCGUGAAAACAGACUUCGCCAAAAUUGACCCGCCUGUGUUAACUCACGAGGAUGUAAGUUACAAACUACCUACACAACCCAACUCUGUCACUGUCAACUGUAUGUAUUCUCCCCAAAAUUUAAGCAUGGAAUCCCCCCACGAAACCAUAGACAAUUCACCAGGGGAGCCCAAUUGUACACCUGGAACAGUGUACAAAAAUUUGAAAAAUUACAAAGACCGCCAAAAGGAGUUGGCGAAACUAUUCGCCAAAAUGGAGUGUUGCCAGUUAAUUUUGAAACCCUUUAAGGAGAUCUUUCGGGAGAAGCUGCAUAAGCUGUCGAAGGAGAAAAGGAAUUGGCUGUGCUUGAGUGUUGCCAGCUUGGAGCUGAAAUUUGCCUACAGCGUCCUUAUUCAUACACUACGGGACCUGUCCAAGAGUGACAAGGAGGAAGAGCUCAAGGAGGCGCUCUUCUGUCUGGUGUGCAACAAGGUGCUGUCAGAACAGAAGACACUCUUCGUCGAGGAGUUUGGUCUGAGCCUGCUGCGGUUCGCGGUGCUACAGUGCUACCAGCGGCCGGUGAUCACUCGCUAUCUGGUGGAAUGCGUGCGCCUGGUCACCAGGAGCGACGAGUACAAACGUACGGGCGACAUUGUCUUCACUGAGGUCGACUCCCUGGGCGACAACCUGCUGAUAGCGUGCGUGCGCGCCGGGGACAGAUGCGCCAACGUGCUCCGAGAGUUAGUGCGCGCGGAGGAGCACGACGUGCCUCUGUUUGACGUGCACCAUGUGAACACUGACGGUUACACAGCUCUCCACGAGUGCUGCGCUAAGCACAGCGCGAGUGCACCGCGCGUGCACUCCCUGCAUGUGCUGCUACAGCACGCCGCCGCCGACCGCUGCAAACAGGACCGCAAGGGGGGAGAGACUCCCCUCCACCUGGCGGUGAACUCCGCCAACUGCGAGCUGGACAUGAUCCUCAUCUACUUCCACAACGUCGACCGGAGCGAGUGGUUCCAACUGGCGCACGUCGAGAACAGCAGUCAAAAGAAUCCAUUACAGGACGCGAAGUCCGCCAAAAAGUCGAGACCGAACUAUCCGCGGGAGAUAUUGGACUUCCUGCAGAGAUGCCGGAAAUAACAACGAGAUAUCAAUUAUAAGAAUUAUUGUUAACAAUAUAAAUAUGUUUAAAAUAUGAACACGAUAAAGUUUUGUUCACAUCCCUGAACAAAACUCGAACUGAAUUAUAAACUCGGUUUUUAUUUACCUCGCCUCACGGCUCGUGCCCUAAAACUACCUCGUUUAAAAUGGGUUUUUUUAGCCCCUUGCACUAUUGUUAUUGUAUACUAUUAUUAUUAUUGUUAUUGUAUAGGUAGGUAAAAAUGAAACAAAUUAACUAAAUAUUACUAACAUAGAAUUAAGAAAAUAUACAGGAAGAAAAUUUUUUUAGUGCGGAUAUUUUUAUAUUUUGUACAUAAACAAAAUUUAAUGAUCACGUAUUUUUUCUUUUUUUUUUUAACUCAAAAAUAACAAAAUUAUCGUUAGCUAAAGUUAUUUACUUUUGAACAGAAUUUUAGGGUCACCCUAUUGUGCGUUUAUUUUAUUUUCGUUUGAUACCUAAAGAACGUCACCAGAUCACUUUUAAGCUGAAUAUAUCUUGUUUAGUAAUAAUAUGUACAUUAUUUUGUUAUUUUAGAGACAUAAAUUAAAAAAAAAAAUUACAUAAAAUGUAUCGAACUGUUUGUAGAUUUAUAUUCUAUUAAAGAUACAGAACCACGAAAAAAAAUAUCCGCAGUAAAGACCGAAUCACCCUGUAUAAUAUUUUGUAAUUAGGGUAAGGUUUAUAGGAAAUAAAAGGCUUUAUUAUUAUUAUUAUUAUAGGUAGGUUUCAAAAGCAUGUUUUUAAAUUUUAUAUAAAUUGAGCCUCGCCUAACGGCUCGUGUAGUAAAAAUACCUCGUUUAAAAUGGUUUUUUUAGCCCCUUGUGCUAUUGUUAUUGUAUAGGUAGGUUUCAAAAGCAUGUUUUUAAAUUUUAUAUAAAUUGAGCUUCGCCUAACGGCUCGUGUAGUAAAAAUACCUCGUUUAAAAUGGUUUUUUUAGCCCCUUGUGCUAUUGUUAUUGUAUACUACUAUUAUUAUUGUUAUUGUAUAGGUAGGUAAAAAUGAAACAAAUUAACUAAAUAUUACUAACAUAGAAUUAAGAAAAUAUAUAAUAUUUUGUAAUUAGGUUAAGGUUUAUAGGAAAUAAAAGGCUUUAUUAUUAUUAUUAUUAUUAUAGGUUUGUUUCAAAAGCAUGUUUUUAAAUUUUAUAUAAAUUGAGCCUCGCCUAACGGCUCGUGUAGUAAAAAUACUUAGUUUAAAAUGGUUUUUUUAGCCCCCUGUACUAUUGUUAUUGUAUAGGUAGGUUUCAAAAGCAUGUUUUUAAAUUUUAUAUAAAUUGAGCCUCGCCUAACGGCUCGUGUAGUAAAACUACCUCGUUUAAAAUGGUUUUUUUAGCCCCUUGUGCUAUUGUUAUUGUAUACUACUAUUAUUAUUGUUAUUGUAUAGGUAGGUUUGAAAAGUAUGCUUUUAAAUUUUAUAUGUAUAAAUUGAACGUUGAAACUUGAAUCACAUCACAUUGUUACUAAUGUAUGUAUGAAAAUGUUGUGGUUAAUGUAAAUAUGUAAAUAUAUUUUAAUAUAAGGAUUUUGAAAUUAAGAUCAAA
Molecule: messenger RNA, 4586 nt
Organism: Bicyclus anynana (squinting bush brown)
Lineage: Eukaryota; Metazoa; Arthropoda; Insecta; Lepidoptera; Nymphalidae
Exons: 10
Coding region: 130-3024 (964 amino acids)
Source: RefSeq, a predicted model, not a curated record